GCUGAACAAUGCGUUUGGUCCACUCCUGCGAGGGGAGGAGAACGCUGAGGGACAGGAACUGCGCGCCAGCAAAAGACACCCUAACCUAGGGUGCGCCCGCCAGCUGCUUUCCCAAGGUGAAAACCUCCAAGAGGCGAGGUGCAAAUCUCAGUGGCGUCCACACCGGGAGGUGUCUUCCCUCCAGGUCGCCCCUCCGUCUCAUGCGACCAAUCCCCGCAGCCUUUGCUCAGCCUGGGACCAAGAAUCGGGAGUCCUACCCCUCCUCGGCUUUCUAGCCCCCUAACCCAAGAUGAGAGGGCGCGCGCCCGGGCUGGGACAGAUUCAGGCCGCAUUUUCGUAGACUGCACUCUCCGCCCGGGAGCAACCCGUUCCAGCAGCCCCCUUCCCGUCCCAUCAACGCGGCCGCGUGGUCGGUGUCCAGAGGCGACAUCCUGGCUAGGACAGGAAUCAAGUCAGAAAUUCAGGCUCGAGAAGCAAAGGCUGUGGGACCUCCUGGCUGGAAAAAGCGGCGGGUGGGUGGAGGAUGCGGUGCGCGGGAAUUUCCCCACGGACCCUUGCUGUUUUCUGCUCACCUUUCAGGAAGGUUCCCCUCUACCUGCGCCCUGCCCUGCACUUUGGAGCUCGCACUUUGGAGCUCGCCCUCGAGCUCAGCUACCCGCCGACUCCCUCCGCCCGCGCCCGCACACCACAGACUCCGCUUACCGUCCCCUACCCGGUUCUAGAGGGCCCAGAGGGGAUUUCCUGAAACCAACUCGCCUGCUUCGAGCCAGCCCCGAGAGUGGCGGGAGGCAAAGCAGCCAGAAUGCCCGAGAAAAAAGUGGGCGUCGGAGGCCCUUGUCCUAGCGACUCCCCCACCGCACCGAAUGAGUCCCGGGACUGCAAAGAUCUAAGCCCUUACCUGCCUCUGCGCCUUUCUGUGCGCUUUGCGGCUCCGGAAGCCGGAUCGAGGGUCACAGGGUGGUUGGGCGCGGGCUGGCCACUCGGUUUGCGCCCCGAGGACCCGGACUUGCACUUGCAGAGCCUCUCCGUGGGGGAUGUCCCUCUUUUUUCCUCCGCCCGGCGCGCUCCUCCGGCUUGUCGCGGUCUCCGGGUUCCAGCUGGAGUUGGCGCUCCGCCCCCACAGCUCUUUCCAGUGUCUCAGACCUGUGCGCCCCGCCCCGCGCUGGACUCCGCCCCGGGGUCCCCGCCUUCCUCCUACUCGAGGCCGAGGGUGGGUGCCCAGCUCCCUCACCCCACCGCGUGCUCUCGGGCUGGUGCGUCCAGGACGCGGGCACCGUAGCUCCGGCCACGCUGACGCGAGUCCCUGGGCACCGGGGCCCUCCCCUCGCAGGGAUUUCAGCGCCUUCGCAUCCCGUCUGAAUCGGACCACAGCAGCCGGGUUUCGACCGUGCGCUUUGGAACAGGGAGCACCGCCCUCUGCCGCCAGCUGUGGCACCGCACCCGGGUCGCGCGCGCAGGAGCGGAGAGUCCUGUCCUCCGGAGGUGCCCAGUGCCAGCGUCCACACCCACUUGAAGGUGACCCUUUCAAGGAAAGCCCGGCUCCGACAAGUGCGGCGUAGGCCUUUGGGGAUGGCGAUGAAGGAGGAGGCCCCCAGGAGGAAGCUGGGGAUGGGGGCAGUUUGCCCUGCUCAAAGCCCCUGAAGUCCUCACCCAAACUUUGCGACGACCACCACUAUCAGAUCCCAUGGCCCUGCAAAGACAAUCUUAGGAGUGCCUCAGCCUAUCUGUCCGGAGAGUCCGUAGCCCUUUACUUUGCUUCUAACAGGUUCGAACUCCUCCCACGACCUCCCUGGUUAGACACAGGAAUUGCCCAUUCAACUGACUGGUGCCCAGGAAGCUCCGGGCGUACAGGAUUGAACCUGUGGCAGGACUCUGAAGGUCUGAAAAGGUGUUCCCCGUCGUUAAACCCCAGCUAGCGGAUUAUUGGCAAGUGGGAACAUGGACUCCACUUUGUCAGAGCUUCCCAUUGUUUUCAAGAGAAUCUGGAAUUUGAGAACUUUAAAAAUACUCUUCGGGUUUGUUAAAGCAAAAAUCUUGUUUGGCCAAAGAGAACCUGUCUCAGACUGAACACAGUCCACAGUGCUGCCAAUUAAAAAUUUGUGGGUAAAUGAACUUCA
Rhinopithecus roxellana (golden snub-nosed monkey) is the source of this 2117-nucleotide messenger RNA. RefSeq lists its product as uncharacterized. The transcript has a single exon. The coding region runs from base 1035 to 1559 and encodes 174 amino acids. The record is from RefSeq and is a predicted model, not a curated record. NCBI's taxonomy places the organism in Eukaryota, Metazoa, Chordata, Mammalia, Primates, Cercopithecidae.